This is a messenger RNA of Cavia porcellus (domestic guinea pig), 8890 nucleotides long. RefSeq names its product TIR domain containing adaptor protein (gene Tirap). Gene Ontology annotation, biological process: positive regulation of canonical NF-kappaB signal transduction; positive regulation of chemokine (C-X-C motif) ligand 2 production; positive regulation of tumor necrosis factor production. The coding region runs from base 4185 to 4850 and encodes 221 amino acids. The transcript has 7 exons. NCBI's taxonomy places the organism in Eukaryota, Metazoa, Chordata, Mammalia, Rodentia, Caviidae. The record is from RefSeq and is a predicted model, not a curated record. Gene Ontology annotation, molecular function: Toll-like receptor 4 binding; Toll-like receptor 2 binding. Gene Ontology annotation, cellular component: cytoplasm; plasma membrane.
GGGGGUGGGGGGUACCAGGGAUUGAACUCAUGAUUUCCGCUUGGCGGCAGGCACUUAUGUCAUGGAGCUAAAUCCCUGGCCCUUGGGUGUAUAUUUUUAAACAUUUUUCUCACCAGACUUUUACUCUUGUAAAGUUGCCUUUUGUUGUUAUUUUGGUUUUUGAGACAAAGUCUCACUAUGUAGCCCAGGCUGGCCUCAAACUCCUGAUAAUCCUACUGCCUCAGCCUCCCAAGUGCUGGAAUUACAGGAGUGUUCAACCACCGCCUGCUGAUGAACAAAGUUUUUAUUUUAAUGUUUUCUAGUUUACCACUGACUGCCAUGUUUGCAUUAUUUAUGGAAAAAACCUUUGUCCCAAAGCCAGGACAUAACUGCCUGUGUUUUAUCAUUCACAGUUACAGCUACUAUCCAUGUGAUGAAACCGAUUUUUAUAUGGUGUGAGAGAUGGUUUUUGCAGCAAGGCUAUCUAAAUUGGCCUAACACCAUUUUGUUUUUGAGGUUCUCACUAAGUUGCUAAUGAAUAGAUUUGAACCUGAGAUCCUCCUGCCUCAGGCUCUUGAGUGCUGGGAUUUGGCUUGUGCCACCCUGCCCAGCAUAUUCAGUACUUUUAGUGACACUGUCUCACAAGGCCUCAUGAGUCCUGCCUGAAUGUUUUACCAACUAUUUGAGAAUAAAUUAGCCUUGGGGAAGUGUACACGGUGUUAGUUACUGGCCUUCAGUUUGGAUUCAGUGCUUCUGUGUUCACUGCCUGACAUGACGAGAAAUAAGAGACACAGCCAGCCUCUGCUGUGACGGCUACCACAAAGAGCAGCUGCGUCCAGCAAGGGUCACUCAUGACCUCAUGGGUCCACAGGGAGUCAGCAGGGCUCUGCCCUCUGGAGAAGCCGGCCUUGCCUGCGCAGCUUGGAGUGGGCCCCGCUUCCUCUGGGAGCCACUCCACCUUCCCCUGCCUGUGCCCCUCGGCUCCCCAAAGGGCUCCGGAGAUUGCACCCGGCCGGCCUGGGGAUUCACAAGUUCUGCCUCUGGGACCAAAGUCACACACCACAGUCUCUUGGCACUGCAGAAGGUGACGUCUCCCGACAUCUCCUUCCAGGGAUUCGCCUGUAGAUGUCUUGGGGGCACUGUUUGGUCCACUACAGACCCUGACUCUGUCUUAGUGGAAAUUUAGUAUGAAUUAUGAAAGACGCUUUCCAGUCUCCAUGUCUGGAUCUCUUCUCAGUUUGGGUACAUUUGCUACAUGAUAGAAAUUGGGGAGCAGAUGCUGAAUAACAAUAUGUCUCCUCCGGUGAAGGCUCCUAACAUUUCUCUCUCCUAAUAAGUUCCUACCUACGGUACUGGGAAGCAUCCUAGGAGGCACUGAGGAUACCCUACUACCUCGUUUUUUGGAGGAACUGCUUAUUUUCUGUCGAGAUUUUGUUAGAUUCUCUAUGAAGCGGGUAUAUCAUUCUGCUUUGUCCCCCGCUUUCCUGGGAUUGAACCAAGAACUUUCACACUGAGUUACAGCCCCAGUGCUUUUCGUGUUUUAUUUUGACACAGGGUCUCUUUUUCAUUUUUUAUCGGUACCAGGGAUUGAACUCGCGACUGCCUGCUUGCAAGGCAGGCACUUAUGCUGCUGAGCUAGAUCCCCAGCCUCCCGACAGGGUCUCAUAAAUUGCUAAAUUUCCAAGGCUGAGUUCAGACUUGUGACCCCUCCGCCUCAGUUUCCCAAAGUUCUGGGACUAUAGGUGUGUGCUACCCUGCCCACCCUGCUUUAUGAUUUUUAAACAUGCAGCAGCCCAGAGCGGUGGUACACGCCUGCAAUCCCAGUGAUACUUUGGAGGCUGAGGCAGGAAGAGCGGAAGUUCAAGCUUGUCUUGAGCAAUGUAGCAAGAUACUGUCUCAAAAUUUUAAAAAAAGCUUAUUUUUAUUUUUAUUUUCAAGAGGGUAAAACAAAAUAGAACAAAGCAGAUCAGAAGAAAACAAUGUAAGUGACACAGAUUUCAAAGCAAGACAACAGCAGAUCAGCAGUGGCUACCAUAAUGUCUCUUGUUUUCUUUUUUUUUUUUUUAUUGGUAACCAGGGAUCGAACUCACGACCGCCUGCUUGCAAGGCAGGUGCUUAUGCCGCUGAGCUAAAUCCCCAGCCCCCUGUCUCUUGUUUUCUUCUAAAUAGUUGCUGUAUCUUCACACAUACUGAAAACAGAAAUGUUGGGGAUAUAACUUAGUCCAAACAUUCUGGACUCAAUCCCCAGACUCCAAAAAAGAGCACACAUGAAAAAGUGACUACGUGAGACCACACAGCAAGUCAGAGAAAGCCAAGACUAGUGAUGGGACCUUCCAGCUGCACAUCUGAGUUCCCUGUCUGCUCCACUUGGCCUCUGGUUUGGUUUGGUUUUGUCUUUUUGAGACAGGGUCUCACUAUGCAGUUCAGGCUGGCCUGAGGCUCACUUUGUAGCCCAGCCUGGUCUGGAACUCCCAACAAUCCUCCUGCCUCAGCCUCCUGAGUGCUGGGAUUACAGGAGUGCGCCACCAUGCUUGGCUGACCUCUGUGUCUUGAUGUGAUGACUGUGACCAAAUCCAGAGAAGCCUGAGGCACGCCUGAGCGUGUGACUGCCCCCAUGUCCUGACCUCACAGAACUGAUGAGGAACAAGGACAGUGCAGGGCUGAAACUCUAGGAAGUAGGCCACAUGUGGUCCCCGGAACUUCUCUACCAAUCUCGCUCCACUGUCCUGUGAUAGAUGCUGCUGUUUCCUGUCAGAGUCACCAGGGACUCAGCCACCCCACUUCAAGUGGCAUGCAUUGCUGGACAAUUGGAUCGUUCGUGCUCCAGCUCCUCCCUCUCCCUCCCCUACCCCCUCCUUCUCUCCCUCCUCCCCCCCCCCCACUGGGGCAUAGACCUCUGGCUAGGCAGCUAGGCAUGCGCUAGGCACGCUGUCUCCCACUGAACUACACCCUCAGCCCUAGGCUCCUUCUUAAGCAAUGGAAAGGUAAUUACCCAAAGUCAGGAUGUGUUGUCAGAAGAGCGAAUCAUUUCCUAAAACCAGAAGUUGAGACUUUUAGCCUCGGCAUGGUGGCUGGCACUCACCUGUAAUUCCAGCUCCAUGGCAGUCUGAGGGAGAAGGGUCAGAAGUUUGAGACCAGCCUGGGCAGUUUAGGGAUUUAAUGAGAUCCUGUUUCAAAAUAAAAAUGUUACACUAUUUUAUAUUUAUGUAUGUUUCUCUUUUGUUUUUGUCCUUCUGAGAUAGAAUUUCACUGUGUAGCCCAGGCGGGCCAUGAACUCACAGGGAUCUUCCUGCCUCGGGCUCCUGAGUGCUAGGAUUAUAGACAUGGGCCACCAGGCCCAGCUAGGCUGCCCAGCUAACUGGAAUUUUGAAACCUUUCUUCAGUGUUGUCCAGUAAUGAAAUUUCUUGCUUUUGAGUUUCUAGAGGUAGCUUUUUUUUUUUUUUUUUUUUUUUUUUUUUUUCUUGCUACUGGGGAUUGAGCCAGGACCUUCUUAAAGGGCUUUUUUAUUUUUAUUUUCUUGAAAGACAGUAUCACUUAGUCUCUCCUAAGCUGCCCAGGCUGGGCUCAAAUAUGGUGAUCCUCCUGCCUCAGCUUCCCAGAGUGCUGGGAAUACAGGCAUCCACCGUGACUCCUGUCUGUAAAAUUUCUUUUGACCUCUGCAGAUCUGAAGAAAAGUGGAACAGCAGCCCCCGAGCCGAGGUCCCCACUGGAGCAGUUUCUGGAGCGAGUUCCCGCCACCCCUGCCCCAAGGUGGGCUCUGCACCUCAGCCUUCUCCUGGAACCCAAGCAGAAGGCUCCCAGGUGUUUGGAUUCCAGCAUACACCACCACACCAGGCUUGUCUUGCUUUGCUUUGGGAAAGGUCUGUGCCAGUCUUAAACUCAUGGACUCAAGUAACUCUCCACCACGGACUCCGGAGUACGGGGACUUCACGUGCACACCACCACACCUGAUGGAGGCACUGGAGCUUAGCCAGGUUGCCAGAGGCCAUGGUUAGCUGAGAGCACUCCCCGAAGUACCUUUAAAGUGUUACCUGCCAGCCUCUGCUCCGGACUCCUGGUCUCCCGGUGCCCCUGGCCAGGCACGGCAGGAGGAAGUCUGCACACCGGUCAUGCUGAGCUCUCACCCUGAUGGCUGCUCCUCAAGGUCAACGCUGGGCCUCCUGCCCGAUCACAGCCCGACGAGGUUAGUUUCAAGCCCGACACUAUGGCAUCGUCGUCCUCCCACCCGGUGCCUCGCUCCUCGUCCAGGAAGCCCCUGAGCAGGAUGGCAGACUGGCUCAGGCAGGCCCUGCUGAAGAAGCCUAGGAGCGAGCCCGUCUCCUCCAACAGCCACUCUGGUGGCGAUUCGCAGCUGGCCUUGAAGGACAGCUCCCCAUCUCCGAGCCUCGGCUCAGUCAGGUCUUCUACCCCUCCACCUGCACACGAGGACACCGGCAGCCGUGGUCGAUGGAGCAAGGACUAUGAUGUGUGUGUCUGCCACAGCGAGGAAGACCUGGCUGCUGCCCAGGAGCUGGUCUCCUACCUGGAGGGCAGCUCCGCCAGGCUGCGCUGCUUCCUGCAGCUGCGGGAUGCGGCCCCCGGCGGGGCCAUCGUGUCUGAGCUGUGCCAGGCCCUGAGCAGCAGCCACUGCCACGUGCUGCUCAUCACCCCAGGCUUCCUCUGUGACCCGUGGUGCAAGUACCAGAUGCUGCAGGCCUUGACGCAGGCCCCGGGGGCCGAGGGCUGCACCAUCCCCUUGCUGGCAGGGCUGCCGAGAGACGCCUACCCCGCCGAGCUCCGGUUCAUGUACUACGUGGACUGCAGAGGCCCGGACCGUGGCUUUCACCAGGUCAAGGAGGCUGUCAUGCGCUAUCUGCAGACACUCAGCUGAAACUUCUUGGGCCAGAGAGUUGAGGUCAAGCUGGAAAUACCUCCUGCAGGGCUUCGGCUUCCAGGAGAGGUGACAGGAGGCUUCAGGAGCCAGCGUCCGCAGUGCGUGGUGCCUGACCCCAGGAUCAGACCGUCCAUUGGACUUGCAUUACCAUCGGCUCCCGAGGAAAGCCACAGGGAUGUUGGGGAUUCCCCUAGAAAGGCCACAGGGAUGUUGGGGACUCCCCCAGGAAGGCCAGGAGGAAGCUGGGGAUAUCCCCAAGAAGGCCAGGAGGAAGCCAGAAAUCGGAGGUGCUGAGAGGUGGUGCUGAUUCUUGGAGGAGCAGCAGUGUCUGGCCCACUGCCUGGUUGGACAGGGAGCCUAGUGCGCACCUGCCUUCCUCCUGGAACGGGGCUCUGGUGUGGAGCCUCCUUCCCAGGGAUGAGAUGGAAGCUUUGGUGGUAGCAUCAGCAUGCGUACUGUUCCAGCUGCCUGGGGAAGCCCCAGAGCAGGUGUCGGGAGGAAUCUACAGAUACUGAGUCCUUCACACCCACACUACUGCUGCCCUCUCUCCCAGAGAUAUCAGCUGCUUCCAAAAGUGAGAUGAAAGUGUGCUGAACAUCGCGCUGUGUUUUGUGUUUGCAUGAUUCCCACUGAAGAUGCAAGCCCAGAGCUGUGAGAAGCCCAGCAUAGACGGUGCACUUAGCAUGCACGGGGCCCUGGGUUUGAGCCCCAGUACCAAGAAAUUGAAAACAGCGGAAACCUCUGAGUCAUUCUGGAUGUACCGGAAAGGGGAGGAAGCAGGUGGAGAGAAGGAAGCUGGGGUUUGGGCCUCAGCCCCUUGGCCUGGCUCAGAGCCCCACUGACCCUUGACAGCCCAGGGCCUCAGGGCAGGUCUGGUGAGAGCCAGGGCAUUGACCAAAGCUGUCUCCACCUUUGAACUGAGAGGAAUCAGCAAUUUUCUUCUGGGAGAAGCCUGUGCUCUUUGAAGGACAGCUGGGUUUCCUGCCCCUGUGCUCAGUAAGUUUGUUGUUGCGCUGAGUUUGUCUCUUUUAUGCCUCUUCUCUCACUUUCCCCGUCACAUUCCUUCCUUACCCCCCCCCCCAAUAAAUGAUGCUGGAUGUGGAGGUGCACGCCUGGAAUCCCAACAUUUGGGAGGUGCACACCUGUAAUCCCAGAAAUUGUAGGCCAGCCUGGGCUACACAGCAACACCCUGGCUCAAAAACAAAAACAAAAUUAUAACUAAAAGCUGGGAAUGAUGGUCCACACAUCUUAAAUUCCAGCACUCGGAGAUGCUGAGGGAAGAGGUGUGCAAGUUCAAGCCCAGCCUGGGCAACUUGGCAGUUUAACAAGACUCUGCCUCAAAAGUAAAGAAAGAACCAGGCACAUGGCAUAUUCCUGUAAUCCCAGCACUUGGGAGGCUGAGGCAGGAGGAGCUCUGUGAGUUUGAGCCAGCCUGGACUACAUAGUGAGACCCUGUCUACUUUUUGUUUUGGUAUCCUGUCUUUUAAAAAAAAUUAUAUUUAUAUAUUUAGCAGCAUAAGUGCCUGCCUGGCCAGUGUGAGGUCAUGAGUUUGAUCUCUGUUACCAAAAAAAGGGGGGCUGGGGAUAUAGCAAAGGUCCUGGGCUCAGUGCCCCAUACUGGGAAAAUACAAACAAACCCUCAUCCUCUCUGAGGUGCUUCUUUGUUCCCUGCAUUCCAGUCUUGUGCUUCCCACACCACAAAAAAUCACUGUUUUGAAUUUGAACUUAGUUCCUAGCAUUUCUGUAUAAAGUUACUGUAUUUUUGUAUCCCUGCCAACAUGUUGGUCAUUUUACAUUUUAUACAAAAUCACUGGAAUGUGUGUAUUCUGUGGAUUUGUGAGGUGUAGACACGUUGUGAGGUGUAGACAGCGUUGUCACUCCAGGUAACUCCUGCCUUUCCUCAUGUAAACAUACCACUGUUUAAUUACAUAUCCUGCAAAUGUGUACUUGGUGGUUUUUGCUGUUAAAAGCAAGGAGACUGGCUGGGCGUGGUACUGCACACCUGUCAUCCCAGCACUUGGGAGGCUGAGGCAGGAGGAUCACUGUGAUGUGAGUGUGAGGCUACGCUAGGUUAUACAGUGACUUCAAAACUAGCCUAAACUACAUAGCAGGACCCUGCCUCACUAAACGAAGAACCAAGGAGCUAGCCAGACAUGGUGGUGGGCACCUGUGAUUCCAGCUACUGGGAAGGCUGAGGCAGGAGGAUCACAUGCUUGAAGCUAACAUGGGCAGUUUAACAAGACCCUCUCUCAAAAUCUGAAAAAAAUUGGGAAGGGUGGGGGUGUAACUCAGUAGUCCCUAGAUCAAUGCAAUCCCCAAUACCAUGAAAAAAGCGAACAGAAAAAGACAAGAAGGAAAAACAAGCAAAACCAGCGAGACCGUGAAUGUUUCUGUACGUUUCCAUGAGCAAGGUUUUCAGCCAGGUGUGGUGGUGCACACCUGACACCUGUGUCCCAGGCUCUGAGGAGCUGACACAGGGGGGAGGGGGUAUCACAAGCAGGACCCCAGCCUGGGCAAUUUGGUAACACAGUGAGACCCUGUCUCAGAAUAAAAUAUAAAAAGCCUGGGGGUUUAACUCACUACAAAGGCUCCAGGUUCAGUCACCAGGACAGUUGUGGGGGGGAGAGAUUUUAUAGGAUUUAGCCUAGGGAAAGAGCAGUCAGGUAGUGCAGAAUACAGAUUUUCGACUACUAAUGAUGGCAAAGUCACUUCCAAGUUGGUCGAGCCAAUCUGUGCUCCUGUCAAUCGCAUACAGACUUCCCGCUUUCUGUAUCAUUGCCUACACUUCAGACUAUCAGAUGUUUAAAGGGCUGCUAAUCGGUGGGUGAAAACUUCAUCGUAUGUUUUCUUACCUGUUUAAAACUCAAAAACUCUAUGUACAGUUUUAUUGUAAACCCAAAUACUGUGUAUAGUCAUUUAUGUAUUGUAAUCCUGUUUUUAGUUUUCUUCACAACCCAAAAGGUUAUAUUUGUAAUCCCACUGAGACGUCAUUGGAAUCCCAACAAAUUAAUUUUAAUCUACCACCUCCAGUGCAACCCACGGUGAGAGUAUAGACACCAAGACAUAUUCCAAAUUAAGGGCAGCCAGGGGUCCUAAGUCCAAUCCCCAUGAGGACGUGCGGACAAGGCCCUGAUCCUAGGCCUCUCCCACAAUUUAUCAUCUUGUAAAGAAAGGGGGGUGGCCCAGGGAUGAGUGACAGUGAAGAUGGCGGGAACUACUUGAGUAACUUGAACUGGCUGGCCAGGUAGGGAGAAAAAUAUCUUUGCAAAAUACAGAGAUAAAAAUAUGCAGAAGGAUCAAUUUGCAUAAUUUAAUUAAGGCUGCUAGCAACUGAAUUGUUUUGGGAGGCUGUCCCCUUAGUUUUUGAUAUGUAAACUCUUGUGCCCUGGGGAGUCAUAGCCUUUUUAUCUUGAGGCUCUUACCCAGUUGACAUUUUUGGAGCUGACUGGCCCUAACAUCUCUCUGUGCUCAUCUCCUGUACGAGAACACUAUGCCAGGAAACAGAACUGUCAGCUUCAGAGAUUACAUACCAACACCUUGGCUAGCGCCAUUUACAAUACUUAAAGCCAAUUUAAAAAAAAAAUACAAUAGCCAUCUUUAUACAUAUCAGUAUAAAAAAUAAGCUCCCAAAUAAUCACAGUCACAAUAAUUGUUUUGCAUUCAAGGGGAGUCACUGGGGUUCUCUCCCACAAGUUUUUAUAAAACCACAUGUAAAAGGAAGGGUUCAAAGUUUCAACAAUUAACACAUGGCUAGCUCUGUUUUGGCAGUGCUGGGGAAUAAACCCGGGGCCUAACCCUAACCCUAACCUUAAUCCUGGGCCUCCCCGUUUCACAGGCAGGUGCUCUGCCCCUGAGCUACGACCCAGCCCAUCUCCCACAUCACUUGGAAGCAAAUCUAAGGCAUUAUGUUCUCCUAAAUAUUUAAGGAUGUACCUCUGAAUUACUAGAUGUUUUUCAAAAGUAUUUAAAAAGUUUAUUUUUAAAGAAUAAUUUUAUUUUUAAUGUAAAAAUAAAAAUGUAAAAUAUUAUAACUCUGA